AUAAAAAUUGUUGUAAACAUUUUUCAAAAUUGAAAGAUGACAUUACUUUACUAUGGUUAGUGCAAGUAGACCUAAUCAUUUGUGACGUCGUGAUCAUAAAUCUUCCUAAAAUUUCUUAAAAAAAGGCAAAUUUGAUAAAAUGAAAGUCGGAUUUGGAAUCCCCUUGUGCUUUUCCUCCACCUUGAAGCCUCAAUUUCUGUGUCAUUCCUACUUAACCCCCCCUACUCCACUUCCAGGGCAACCACUACCACCACCCAUCUUCCACAGUCGGCCUUGUCUCCCGAUCCCCAGGCAUACACCAAUUACUUCCUUCUUUGCAUCAUCAAUGGCUUCAUCUUUCAAGCCUGAGCAAGCUAGAGUCCCCCCGGCCUGCCAAUUGUCCAUCCCUCCUGUCUCCAAGUUUAAGAUUGGAUUGUGCCAAUUGUUAGUCACUGCCGACAAGGAGAGGAACAUUGCUCACGCUCGUCAAGCCAUUGAGGACGCUGCAAAAAGGGGUGCCCAACUUGUGGUCUUGCCUGAAAUAUGGAAUAGUCCAAUUUCAAAUGAUAGCUUCCCUGUUAAUGCUGAGGACAUUGAUGCGGGCGGUGAUGCAUCUCCUUCAACAACUAUGUUGUCUGAAGUUGCUUCUCUAUUGAAGAUCACAAUAGUUGGUGGCUCUAUACCAGAACGAUGUGGUGAUAAGUUGUACAACACAUGCUGUGUUUUUGAUACUGAUGGGAAGCUUAAAGCUAAACACAGGAAGAUACACCUUUUUGAUAUUGAUAUUCCUGGCAAGAUUUCCUUUCAGGAAUCUAAGACUUUUACUGCCGGGGAAAAUCCCACAGUUGUGGACACAGAAGUUGGGCGUAUUGGUAUUGGUAUUUGUUAUGACAUUCGGUUUCAGGAACUGGCGAUGUUAUACGCAGCGAGAGGUGCUCAUUUGAUCUGCUAUCCUGGUGCAUUUAACAUGACAACAGGACCAUUGCAUUGGGACUUAUUGCAGAGGGCAAGGGCUGUUGAUAAUCAGAAAAAUUUCUUUUGUGACAGUUAUAUGUUGCAACUUGUUCACCUGCUCGUGAUGCUGGUGCUGUUUAUGUUGCUUGGGGCCACUCCACACUUGUUGGACCCUUUGGAGAAAUUUUGGUUACUACGGAACAUGAAGAGGCCAUAAUCAUAUCAGAGGUUGAUUAUUCACAAAUUGAGCUCAGGAGGACAAGCCUUCCAUUGGAGAAGCAACACCGAGGUGAUCUUUAUCAGUUGGUGGAUGUUCAGAGGCUCAACUCCUGAACAAUAAUACUAGUUGAUUUUAUUUGAUGCAUGGAAGAGAUUUCAUCAGUGAGAUGGUAUGUACAAUAAUGUCUAGUAUUUGAUAUUUUGUUGUAAUUGAGAUUUGUAAGGUUCUGCCUUACCAUGUGAAGAACUGAAUUCUGAAAAUGUAUGCAGAAACUAUAAUUUCUAGCAGAAAAGAUUGUUAGUUCCUUGGUUUUCAUAGGUUGCAUACUUUUA
Molecule: messenger RNA, 1485 nt
Organism: Camellia sinensis
Lineage: Eukaryota; Viridiplantae; Streptophyta; Magnoliopsida; Ericales; Theaceae
Product: omega-amidase, chloroplastic
Biological process (GO): oxaloacetate metabolic process; L-glutamine metabolic process
Cellular component (GO): mitochondrion
Molecular function (GO): omega-amidase activity
Source: RefSeq, a predicted model, not a curated record